Penicillium argentinense is the source of this 378-nucleotide messenger RNA. RefSeq lists its product as uncharacterized. The record is from RefSeq and is a predicted model, not a curated record. Bases 1 to 378 code for a protein of 125 amino acids. NCBI's taxonomy places the organism in Eukaryota, Fungi, Ascomycota, Eurotiomycetes, Eurotiales, Aspergillaceae. The transcript is spliced from 2 exons.
AUGAUUUCCUUAGAUGUGUCUCAAAAAUUCCUCUCGUUUAUCAUGCGCCUCGCCGUGCUCUCCCUCUUGACGUCUGUCGCUGUCGCAGACCCUGGCUGGUGGUUCUUUGAUGCCUGGGAUGGGUUGAGUUGCGGAGACGCACCCCAGAACGGCCAAAUAUUCCUCACUACCGAGGGAUUGGGGGAUUCAUUUUGCAUGAGCUUCGACAAUGGGCAGAGAGCUUACUCUUAUGCUGCGAGCUAUUUCAGCGAGGAUAUCGAAGCUCGAGGAUACCUGCAUGAGCAUUGUGAAGGGCCGAGCAAGAUCAUUCACAACAAUACUUCCCGCAGUCUGUCACGACAAUUAUUUCGAUACUCGCAAAAAGUCGUUCUCGAAUGA